AUGGGUUUCACGGAUUUUUUCUCCGAUUUGGUCUCUGGCUUCGGCUUGGCCGAAGCCCACGCUGAGGCUCCUCCCGCCGAGCACGACGAGAGCGUCGCCGAAGAACAGGAAGAGAAGACUGAGGAGUCCACCGAAGAACCCGAGGAGGCUGAGCCUGAAGCCGAGGCUGAGGAAGUAGAGGAAGAAGAGGAAGAGGAAGAAGAGGAGGAGGAGGAGGAGGAGGAAGAGCCUCAGGACAUCAAGCCAGCACUCGAGGAGGACUGCGCCAACUCCACGGUCUGCGCUCCUUUCAAACACCACUUCGACGAAUGCGUUGAGCGUGUCACACGCGCACAGGAAGAGGGCGACUCCACCGGACCCAAGGAAGACUGCGUUGAAGAAUUCUUUCACCUCCAGCACUGCGCCACCCAAUGCGCUGCCCCCAAGCUCUGGAAGAGCUUGCGGUAA
This is a messenger RNA of Talaromyces marneffei, 447 nucleotides long. RefSeq lists its product as uncharacterized. The transcript is spliced from 3 exons. The coding region runs from base 1 to 447 and encodes 148 amino acids. Lineage: Eukaryota; Fungi; Ascomycota; Eurotiomycetes; Eurotiales; Trichocomaceae. Gene Ontology annotation, biological process: mitochondrial electron transport, ubiquinol to cytochrome c. The record is from RefSeq and is a predicted model, not a curated record.